AUGUUUAGUGACAAUGGCGUCGGGACAAAGAACAAACUGAAGGAUUUAUUGAAUCUAAUCAACGAUACCCAACACCAAGCUGCAGUGGCUAACUAUUGCACGAAUGAAGGCAUCCGAUGGCAUUUUAGUCCGCCAAGGGCUCCCCAUUUUGGCGGACUAUGGGAAGCAGCUGUUAAGUCUGCAAAAUAUCACCUUUUGAGAGUCGUCGGAGAAGAUGCAAUGUCCCCGGAAGAUUUCCAAACUUUGUUGGCUCAAGUUGAGGCAUGCCUUAAUUCUCGGCCGAUUACACCUCUAUCCGAUGACCCCAACGACCUGGAACCUUUAACACUUGGUCAUUUCUUGAUAGGGUCGUCACUGCAAGAUCUGCCCGAGCCUGACUGGAAGGCUAUACCAACAAACAGACUGGAUAUUUUCCAAAUGUUACAAAGGAAGCUUCACCAGUUUUGGGAACGAUGGCGUACAGAAUACCUGUGCCAGCUGCAAGGACGAACGAAAAGGUUAGGCCCGGUAGCAGCAGUCAAGAUUGGUAAGCUAGUGGUAAUAUGCGAUAAGAACUUGCCGCCAAUGAGAUGGAAGAUGAGGCGAUUCGUGGAAAUUCACCCAGGUCUCGAUGAGAUCGUACGUGUUGUAACUUUGAGGACGAAGGAUGGAUUACUUAAACGGCCAGUGGAAGGAGUUUGCCUUCUUCCAAAUCUGCAGAACACGGAUGUCACGAAUCAAGUUGAAGAACAACCUGCAGCAGCUAACACACUUUGA
Armigeres subalbatus is the source of this 756-nucleotide messenger RNA. RefSeq lists its product as uncharacterized. The record is from RefSeq and is a predicted model, not a curated record. The coding region runs from base 1 to 756 and encodes 251 amino acids. Gene Ontology annotation, molecular function: nucleic acid binding. The transcript has a single exon. NCBI's taxonomy places the organism in Eukaryota, Metazoa, Arthropoda, Insecta, Diptera, Culicidae.